Messenger RNA from Paramecium tetraurelia, 1098 nucleotides. RefSeq lists its product as uncharacterized. The record is from RefSeq and is a predicted model, not a curated record. The transcript has 4 exons. NCBI's taxonomy places the organism in Eukaryota, Ciliophora, Oligohymenophorea, Peniculida, Parameciidae.
AUGAAAUAAUCAUCUCUUAAUCCAGAUCCUAGAAGGAAAUAAAUUUUGUUGGACAUGAUUAACAAGUCUGGCUUUCCUGAGGUGAAGUCAGAAAAAGCACUUUAAGCCUAAAUUGAGGCUCUUCAAUAAGAAUUACUAGAAAAAGAUUAGGCAUUAAUUUAAAAAGAUGAACAAAUCGAUAAAUUAUGUGCUGUUGUAUUUUAGUAUUAAGAAGAAAUAGCAUCAAAAAAUAGAGAAAUCGAAGAAUUGCAAUAGGGCAAAGCAAAUUUUGAGAUGGAAGUUCAAAACUAUAACGAAAUGAAAAAUCAUUGCGAUCAAGCAUUGAAACAAUUGCAUCAUGUCGAAAUGCAAGUGAGUGAUCUGUAAGAACAAAACCUAUAACUCAAGAAUCAAGAGUAAUAACUUCUAAGCUAAAUUUUGGCAUUGUAAAAAAAUUCAGACGUUCUUCUUCGGGAUGCAUUUGAAAGAGAAAAGAAACAAUUGCAUAAGAAAAUAGUCGAGAAGACCAAGAUAAUUUAAGAAUAAAAUUGUUUAAUUUAGAAAUCAAAUGAAACAUAGUCUACAAUCCAUUAAUCAAUGAUGAAAAUGAAAGAGGACCAAAAGAAACAAGAACAAACUAUUUAAAAAUUGAGAGAAGAGAUAGAAAAUUUAAAAGGAGAUGCAGCCGCAUUCAAUAGUUCUUUAAACUAAAUCACUAGUCCUCUAAAUCAAUUAUCUAGCCCUCUGAAUUAAUUAACAAGUCCACAAGGAUAGCGGUAAGCCAGCUUCAAUACUCAUAAAGAUUUCGAUACGCCUAUAAGAUAAUCGUAAUAUACUUAACAGAAACCAUAAUCUUCUAAUAGUCUCUGCAGUAAUUUUACCAGUCAGGAAAGUAAAAAGAAAAUGAUGGGAAAUUUUAAAAGAUUAACAACCAUGGCUGUAGGUAUGUAUAGCAAUCUACUCGAUUAUUAAUCAUUAUAAAAUGGCUCUAAAUUAGCAUCUGAAUUGGGUUAAGCUAGAAUAGAUUUAACUUAAUAAAUUUCAAGAUCUUCCAUGAUGAAUUCGGAGUAUAAUGACCAUAAUUGAUACUAUAUUUUCAAAUAAAAUCUAAAUAAUCUU